AUGGCUGGAUCAUUAUCUGAUAACCCGAGGGGCAGGCAAGCGGUCGAGAUCUCUUCUGUCUUCACUGGUCUGGCUCUCAUCACCGUCGUCCUUCGACUGUACACGCGCUUCUUUAUAAUUCGCUGCGUGGGUAUCGAAGAUGCCGGCAUCGCUCUCGCAAUGCUCUGCUCCAUUGGCCUGACAAUCGCCAUUGGUAUCCAGGCCGAAUAUGGUAUGGGCAGACACAUUAAAACAAUCCCAGACGAUCACAUGGUCAAGUUCUUGAGGGUGCGACGCUCUCAACGUGUACUUCAGGGCACUGCUAACAUAAAGCGACAGACAUUCUGGUCCAGUCUCAUCGUAUACUACCUGUCACUCGGUUUGACCAAAGGAUCAAUGCUCCUCCAAUAUCGACGCAUCUUCCCGACCAAGAAGUUCCAGAUCGCGAACUGGCUUACGAUGGCCGUUGUCGUCGCCUACACCAUCUGGACAGUCUUCUCCAGUAUCUUUACCUGCACACCUGUACGAGCUUUCUGGACUCACGAGAAGUCUACUUGUCUUAACCAAUUCGCCGUCUGGUUCACGAACGCCGCCAUCAACAUCCUUACCGAUUUCGCGAUCAUCCUUCUCCCUAUUCCGGUCAUCCAGAAGUUAAACCUUGGCAAGAGGCAGAAGAUUGGACUUAUCUCCAUCUUCGCUGUUGGCGGAUUGGGUGGCAGUAAGGCCCUGCGCACCAAAGACGACUACGUUCUAGACGUAACCAAGCGCUCAAAUGGCUCGAGCGAGGACGCGAGAGACAUCCAAGUCGUUACGGACAUUCACGUAGAGGUGGAUGGUGCCGAUGGGAGGAGGCUGAGCGGUUGGAGAACACCCGCUUCUCAGGCCACCUGGGCGGACGAUAUAUCCCGCAAGGAAACACAAAGGGAGAACAGCACCGAGAUGCUGGUAGACGAAAAUCCGCGUGUGUCGAGGUAG
Molecule: messenger RNA, 954 nt
Organism: Alternaria hordeiaustralica
Lineage: Eukaryota; Fungi; Ascomycota; Dothideomycetes; Pleosporales; Pleosporaceae
Exons: 4
Coding region: 1-954 (317 amino acids)
Source: RefSeq, a predicted model, not a curated record